Messenger RNA from Phragmites australis (common reed), 1183 nucleotides. Its product is annotated as vegetative cell wall protein gp1-like. The record is from RefSeq and is a predicted model, not a curated record. The transcript has 3 exons. NCBI's taxonomy places the organism in Eukaryota, Viridiplantae, Streptophyta, Magnoliopsida, Poales, Poaceae. Bases 63 to 554 code for a protein of 163 amino acids.
GGAACCCAACCCAACCCAUUGCAUCGCAUCCGUUACACGGCACGGCACGGCACCCUGACCCGAUGUCGCUGGUCGCCUACGACGCCUCCUCCGACGAGGAAGACGCCCGCGAGCCUCCCGCCGCCUCGCCACCCCCCAUCGGGCCGCAGCCGAGGCCUCCGUCGCCUUCCACGUCGGCGGCCUCCGCUCCUCAGCUUACUCCGCCGCCGCCUGCCCCCAGCCAGAAUGUAGCACCCAGUAGUUCAAGUAAUGUCUCCCUGCCCACUCUGUCAUUAGACCUCCCAGAUGUUGCAGAUCUCUUUGCUCCGCCUUCUCUUCAGUCUCUACAGCCAAGAGCUUCUGACCAUUCCUCUAGAGAUGAUGCAUCAAGGAAGAGAGAAUCAAAUGGAUCCGCAUUUCAUGACUCACGCAGUAAAUUUCCAAGGAUGCAAUCACAACCCCGUGGGGCAAGGAGUGCUGCAGGGAACACUCUAGUUCCACCACAGCUUCGUGGAAGGAGCAACGUUGUUACUGAAGAUAUGAGCAAACUGUUUGUGGCUAAACACAAAGAAUAGCAUUUAACACUUUGGAAACCUGAACCUCUAUUUGGAUUUAUCGACACAUGUACUGUGGCCGACUGGCUCCCAUAAUCCCAUAGAUGUGCAGGCAUGAUUGAAGGAUGGUGCUGAGUCCUAAAAAAGGAUGUUAAUGUUACUGCAACCUGCAUACCUAGACAACACGGGUUGUCGUUAGAUAUAGGAAAUGCUCUUUUCUGACAUUUAUUCGAUGCCUAUUUGGUGCUCACUUGUGGUUGCUGUGCUACAAUGCUGCAUGCCUGAUGUUGGAAGCAUUUUACUCUGUUAGGACAACUAAAUGCUGUCACUCUGUUAGGAGUUAUGUCUAGAUGAUACUCCAUUUAUCUUUUGAUUGGUGACAAUCAUGUAUUAUACUCUCUGUUCCAGUGCGUGGUUAGAUUUGUUUGGAAAAGAACAUGCAUGCAUUAUUCACUAGGUUAGGGUUCUGAGAUCGGUGACAUCACGUUGUUCUCUCUGAAUAUCAAGUGACUGCUUCUGAAGGAAUUUUACAUACUACAAUGAACGAUCCACUGUUUCUUUCAAUGUGUUAAUUGUAAACUUAUUGUGUUUUAAGAUUCUAUUCUAGCAAACGAGCUCUUUUCCUUUGACAAAGUUGUCACGUAAACUAA